Molecule: messenger RNA, 3124 nt
Organism: Helicoverpa zea (corn earworm)
Lineage: Eukaryota; Metazoa; Arthropoda; Insecta; Lepidoptera; Noctuidae
Product: solute carrier family 46 member 3-like
Exons: 8
Coding region: 309-2099 (596 amino acids)
Biological process (GO): transmembrane transport
Cellular component (GO): membrane
Molecular function (GO): transmembrane transporter activity
Source: RefSeq, a predicted model, not a curated record
CACCUAACCGUUACCGCUUGUGACGAACGCGCGCACCUAGGAUCGCGGCGCAGGAGUUCGCGCGCGAUUUGCAUAUAUUCAAAAAUCGAACGCUGCGACUGUUACACGAAUUGAUGUUUUAAAAUAAAUAAAUAUUAAAAUUACUUUCGAUUUUUAAAAAAACGAAAUAUAAAUAAAAUUUUAAAGGACUUUUUAAUAGACGGUACAAUAACAAGAAACACGCAAAGGCCACAACAAAUGGGGCCUCAGUGAAGUGAUGAUAUAUGGUUGUGAAUAAGUUUUAAUAAAAAGAUACGCGUGACGUAGUCAUGGCUGUGGAUAGCAAAAAUGCGGAGAAUAACAAAACUGCUGAUAAAACUCUUAAUGUUAAUGGUGGUGACUUAAAUGGAACUAAUGUAAUUAAGAAUAGAUUUAGUAAAACUAAGGAAUAUGAUAAUAUGACGAAUGUUAAACUCGACAAAGAACAUGAAAGUACUAAAAAUGAGAAAGUUGAAGAAGAGAGUUGGGAAGGACUAAGUCAUUUUCAGAGACUAAGACGAAUGAUCUCUCUCAUAACAGUAGAACCGAUUUUGGCUUGUUAUGUGAUGCCAUCAGUGCUGUCUAUAUUAGCAACACAGAACCUUUACUUAGAGAAAGCCUGUCGAGUAAAUCUUCAGUUUGACCAUCACAUUUGUGAUGCCUUAACGCUAAGAGAAACAGCUAAUUACACUGCCGAAGAAGAAGCAGUUCAAAGAUUAGUAGCAUCCGUAACUGGUUGGAAGACUGUGCUACAAUCGUUUCUGCCUUGCGGUAUAUUAAUAUUUCUUGGAGCGUAUAGUGACAGAGUUGGACAGAGAAAAGUUUGCAUGCUGUUACCAAUAGUUGGUGAAUUUUUGACGAGUAUAGGCUUGAUUGUGAAUACUUAUUUUUUCUACGAGCUACCAGUUGAAGUGGCGGCUGUGACGGAGGCUAUAUUUCCAGCCCUGACGGGUGGCUGGUUCACGAUGUUCAUGGGAGUGUUCAGUUACAUAGCAGAUAUAACGACAGAAGAACAAAGGACGUUGCGGAUAGGGAUAGUGAAUCUGUUCCAUUCAGUAGGAGUGCCAGUUGGGGCGGCUCUCAGUGGAAUAUUGGUGCGAAAGAUUGGCUUAUACGGUGUGUUCUCAGUUAGUGCAACCCUGUACGUUUUGAGCUUCAUCUACGGUUUCAUUCGUAUCAAGGAAGUGAAGAAGUCUGAUCCCUCUGUGAAACCACCAGCAAAUUGCUGCGAAUGGCUACGAACCUUCUUUGAUACUCGAUAUGUCAAAGAAACUUUGGUGGUGGCUUUCAAAAAAGGACCAAACAACAGAAGACUGAGGGUCAUCAUGCUGGUUGUCGUUAUGUGUGUCAUUAUAGGACCUAUUUAUGGUGAAAUGUCUGUUCUGUACCUCUUCACGAGAUACCGCUUCAAUUGGAACGAAGUGGACUACAGCAUGUUCUCUACUUACGCCAUGUGUACUUCAUUAGUAGGUACUUUAUUUUCGGUGGGUGUAUUUAGUCAUUUACUGAAGUUUGAUGACGCUAUAAUAGGAGUAAUAUCGUGUACCAGUAAAAUUCUGGCCGGAAUCAUGUACGCCUUUGCUACUAAAACGUGGCAUAUUUAUAUAGCUCCAUUAAUUGAAGUAUUCAAUGGAACAUCGUUCAUAGCCAUGAGGUCAAUGGUCUCCAAAUUAGUGGACAAACAUGAAUUGGGCAAAGUAAAUUCUUUCUUCGGCGUGGCUGAAGCGAUGAUGCCGCUUAUCUACGCACCUAUGUACACUACUGUAUAUACAGCGACAAUCAAGACCUUCCCUGGGGCAUUCUUCCUCCUAGGCGGAGCUCUUACUAUGCCAGCCGUGGUUAUCUUCUUAUGGCUGUACUUAGCUAACAAGAAGCAGAUCCAAGCCAAUUUGGACAAAGAAGCUGAAUUAGGAGCCAAUGCAGAGAAGACCGGCUUGGAAAAUAAAGCUUAUGAGACUGACGAAGUAGAUAAAAAAACAAAUGCCAAUACUACGGAUGAAAAAAAUGACGUCAUUGUCCAAUCACAAAUAGAAAUGGGAUUUAUAGAAAGUAUGGUAAAUAAUAGUAAGGUACAACUUUAGUUUGUAAGGCACAUGCCUAGACUGUUAAUAUUUUAAUGGGAAUAUACAUAUGAUUUUAUUUAUGGAUAUGAAUUUACAAAAAUUAAUGAACAUUGUCAUGAUGUAGAUGUGUGGUAGAUGUUGUAUGAAGCAGAUAGUUUUCGAAACUAAUCCAAGAUUUGCUUUUGAUGUCAGAAACUGCAAUAUUUUGUAUCUGAGAUCGUAGGCACAAGUUGCUAUUUACUUGUUCCAAACAAUUACUUUUACUGGCAAUCAUCUAUCUAUUUAUUUUGGAUCUUUCUUCUUUUCUGUAUUUUGUCAAUAUAAUAGAAUGUAAUAUUCACUUUUGUAUUUGGAUGGAAGAGCUUUUUUCUGUUUCCGUUUCUAAGUCUUGUACAAAAAUUUUCUUUUAACUGAAUCUGAACAUUGUCGAAGUGCAAUCGAUCGAUGUAAUUCUUGGCGUCAGCAAGAUCCUUGAGAUGAAUUAUAUAUUCAUGAAGUAUAUGAAUCGGAUUUAGUCUCGAAUACUGACCGCUUAAUGCAUUCUCUACCUUAUUAGUUUAUCGAUGAAACACUUGUACCUUAUCCGCAAAUAAUGAUUAACUACAACUACUACUUAGAAUCAGGUAGUUAUACCCGUAGACUCCGGCCUAUCGCCGUACUAAAUUAAUGUUUUUGGAAAUAUGAAACUAAAAUUACUAAUAACAAUUUUAAAUAACCAAGCCAAUCUAGAAUGAAAGGGGAAUUAGAAAGAAAGAAAUUCUUCAAAGCAGUCACCUUUGAAGAAUUUCUAGCUCUUGAUGUGCCUCUUGACUUUCUCUUGAUGAGAGAAUUUUCUUAGAAAUGUUUUUGACAAACUCUAAUAAAAAUCCUACAUCAAAGUUUUUUUUUUUGUACAAAAAUAAAAUCGCAAGACCAAGUUUUGUGUACCCAAUGAAGUGAUAUAGUUGAUAAUAAUGUAUUAGCCAUAAGAUAGUGUACGUAGACGUUAUUUUAGUUAUGUGUGAGUACUUAUUAAUUAAUGAAAAUAAAGAAAUGUUUUUAAU